Molecule: messenger RNA, 1287 nt
Organism: Cetraspora pellucida
Lineage: Eukaryota; Fungi; Glomeromycota; Glomeromycetes; Diversisporales; Gigasporaceae
Source: the annotation of a GenBank genome assembly
AUGCAAAUUAUCAACUUUUUUAAACAACAGAAAUGUUUGAUUGAUAAUCUAGUUAAGAUAUUUGAUAUAAAAAAAGAAAAAAUAUAUAAACCAUCAAAGUUGUUAUAUCAUAUUAGAAAUAAAAAAGAUGAGAAAAUCAUCCAGAAAGCUUUUAAUAGAACUUUUCAAGAUCCAAGUAACCUUUUAGAAAGGUUUAUACAAUUUAUUAACAAGUGUCUAAAUGAAUACAAUACAAGUGAUAGUUAUUAUUAUACACUAUAUACAACCUUAAUUCAAGCUAGUAGUGUAGAAAAAUCCAAAUUAUUGAUAAAUGUUGCUGUAGAGAUAAUGUCAGUAUAUUGCUGUUUGCAGAAAUCUGAAUCAAGUGGCUAUCCACACAGAUUGGAUAUUGCCAAAAUGUUAAUAAAAGAGUUUAAUAAUAAACAAAAUACCAAAACUAACUACCUUGCAUACAUAUUUGCAUGCUUUCAAAAGAUGCAAGAUUUCAGGAAUUUUUGGAAAGAUGUUGAAAACAGAAUGAAAAAUAUAAAAGUCCAGUUAAUGACAUGUUUUACAGAUAAAGGUCCAGUUAAAUAUCUGUUUGCAUUUGAUGAAGCUAGUACACUGGCUGGUAAUAAAGAUGGAAGUAAAAAUAGUAGAAAAUUUUUACUGUUCUAUUAUAUUCAAUGUGCUUUAACUCUAUUACCUAAAGAAACAGGAAUUUUUGCAGUUUUUACAGACACAUAUUCAAAUAUUUCGAACUUUUCGCCUGCUUAUUACCUCAAUCCAUCUAAAAGAGUUGCAGAAGAAAAAUUUAAAUUAUUCACACUAUUUUAUUUGUUAGAUACUAUAGAUAUGAAUGUUAAUCUUAAGGAGAUAAAGACAUUAAAGGAAAGACCUUUGUGGGGUGCACUAUUAAUGCCUUCUAGUGAUGCUAAAGGAAUAGAAUCAGAACGUAUUGUCAAAUUGGCUAUAGAUAAGCUUAUUGGCAGAAAAUAUUUUGGUGUUUGGAGGGAAGAAGUACAAAUAAAAAUAUUGAAUACUUUGGCUAUUCUAGAAUUCCAUUUAUGUAUCGAAAUAGUGCUACAAUCUGUAUAUGCACCUGAUUUAAUAGCAAACAAUAUGUGCCUUUGUAUUAGUGUCUUAGAGAAUUGUAAAUAUGUUGUUAUAUUGAUGCCUACUGAACCUGUGCUAGUAGAGGCUAGCACUCGAAUAAUUAAUAAGCUCUCCAAAGCCUUAAAAAAAAACAUAAUAGAGGCCGAUUACUAUAGAGAGCUUACAGUCAGAUUAUUACUUCUCAACACCUAG